AUGGCCAGACUCACCGAGGGCGAGGUGAGGAGGCAGCCGCCGCCGCUCCCGCCAGCGCCGCAGCCGCCGCGCCGAGCCUCCCCCAUGAGCAGCAGCGGCGGCGCGGAGCCCCCCGCGCAGCCCGACAGCAUGAAGGACCUGGAUGCCAUCAAGCUCUUCGUGGGGCAGAUCCCGCGCAACCUGGAGGAGAAGGACCUCAAGCCGCUCUUCGAGCAGUUCGGCAAGAUCUACGAGCUCACCGUGCUCAAGGACCGCUACACCGGCAUGCACAAGGGUUGCGCAUUCCUCACGUACUGUGCCAGAGACUCUGCCAUCAAAGCCCAGACAGCACUGCAUGAACAGAAGACUUUGCCAGGGAUGGCGCGCCCGAUUCAAGUGAAACCCGCAGACAGCGAGAGCCGUGGAGGUAGGGACAGGAAGCUCUUUGUGGGCAUGUUAAAUAAGCAACAGUCAGAGGAUGACGUACUCCGGCUCUUUGAACCAUUUGGGGUGAUUGAUGAAUGUACGGUGCUCCGUGGACCUGAUGGUAACAGCAAAGGCUGUGCUUUUGUAAAGUUCUCAUCUCACACAGAGGCUCAGGCAGCAAUCCACGCACUCCAUGGCAGCCAGACAAUGCCCGGCGCCUCCUCCAGUCUAGUGGUGAAGUUUGCUGACACAGAUAAGGAGAGGACCCUGCGUCGUAUGCAGCAAAUGGUGGGGCAGCUGGGGAUAUUCACUCCAUCUCUCACCUUGCCGUUCAGCCCAUACAGCGCCUAUGCGCAGGCUCUGAUGCAGCAGCAGACGACAGUUCUCUCCACGUCCCACGGCAGCUACCUGAGCCCAGGCGUCGCCUUUUCGCCUUGCCACAUCCAACAGAUCGGUGCCGUCAGUCUCAACGGGCUGCCAGCCACUCCUAUUGCACCAACAUCAGGGCUACAUUCACCACCUCUCCUGGGAACAGCAGCCAUGCCAGGACUGGUGGCACCCAUUUCAAAUGGCUUCACUGGAGUGGUACCAUUCCCAAAUGGGCAUCCAACCUUGGAAACAGUUUACACCAAUGGCCUUGUGCCAUACUCAGCCCAGAGCCCUUCAGUAGCAGAGACUUUGCACCCAGCCUUCACAGGAGUUCAGCAGUAUGCAGCUGUGUAUCCAACCCCUACCAUCACCCCCAUUGCUCAGAGCAUUCCUCAGCCACCUCCCAUCCUGCAGCAGCAGCAACGAGAAGGUCCUGAAGGCUGCAAUCUCUUCAUCUACCAUCUCCCUCAGGAGUUUGGAGACAAUGAGUUGAUGCAAAUGUUCCUGCCCUUUGGCAACAUCAUUUCCUCCAAGGUAUUCAUGGAUCGUGCCACCAACCAGAGCAAGUGUUUUGGUUUUGUAAGCUUUGACAACCCAUCCAGUGCACAGACUGCUAUCCAGGCCAUGAAUGGCUUCCAGAUUGGCAUGAAACGUUUGAAGGUCCAGUUAAAACGACCCAAGGAUGCUAACCAUCCCUACUGA
Molecule: messenger RNA, 1476 nt
Organism: Gavia stellata (red-throated loon)
Lineage: Eukaryota; Metazoa; Chordata; Aves; Gaviiformes; Gaviidae
Gene: CELF5
Product: CUGBP Elav-like family member 5
Exons: 12
Coding region: 1-1476 (491 amino acids)
Biological process (GO): mRNA splice site recognition; regulation of alternative mRNA splicing, via spliceosome
Cellular component (GO): ribonucleoprotein complex; cytoplasm; nucleus
Molecular function (GO): mRNA binding
Source: RefSeq, a predicted model, not a curated record